Molecule: messenger RNA, 2373 nt
Organism: Rosa chinensis
Lineage: Eukaryota; Viridiplantae; Streptophyta; Magnoliopsida; Rosales; Rosaceae
Product: YTH domain-containing protein ECT4
Exons: 9
Coding region: 119-2041 (640 amino acids)
Biological process (GO): mRNA destabilization
Cellular component (GO): cytoplasm
Molecular function (GO): mRNA binding
Source: RefSeq, a predicted model, not a curated record
AUUAAGAGGGAGCGGAGGCCUCCCAAAAACCCCUAAAACCCUUUUCGCCUUUUAAGCUAAGCUAAGCUUGUGGAGGCUGGCCGCUCUUCCCCUCUGACUCCCUUCAAUCUCCUCAGCCAUGGCUACCGUCGCUUCACUUCCGCCGCCUGCCGAUCAUUUUUCCUUAGAAGCUGCAGACUUGCUGCAGAAUUUGUCAUUGGAUUCUCAGGCCACGGACGCCAAAAUUUCUGACCCCGCCAAGAAGGCCAAUGCUGUGACUACUAAGCUCCAGUCAACUGACCGGACUAGGACUACCACCCCAUCACUGAAGGAUUCAACCAUGCCCUAUCACCCUAAUGGUUAUGCCUCUUCUGCCUAUUACUAUGGAGGAUAUGGUGGACUUGAGUGGGGCAACAAUAUGAAUUCUGUUGUCUAUGGUUAUGGUUAUGCACCCUAUAACACAUAUUCAACAGCAGGGUCUCCAACUGUGGGAAGUGGUCAGCUAUAUGAACAGCAGUAUCAAUAUCCUCCCUAUUUUAAGCAGCUGCCUCCUAAAAGUGGUACACCCUACAUGCCUAAUUCAGCUGUUCCUUCCAAGGGGGGUGUUUCCACCACUAAGGAUGCUGACCAAAAGUCCUCACCGGUAGGAACAGCUAAUGGGAUAUCUAAUGGUAUUUUGUCCAGUGUGGGGCUGAAGGAAAAUAAUCUUUCAGACUUCUCCAAAUAUCAAAACUCAUCUCUGAAUGUAAAGGGUUCCUAUGAGGGAUACCCUGAUGCAGUUUAUGGUUUUGAUGGUUUGAUGUCUCCCAUACCAUGGUUAGAAGGGUCAACGUUUUCAAAUGGACAGGCUAAGGGGAUGACCGGAAAUACAGUCAACAGAACUCCGUCUUCUAAGAAUCAGAUUUCCCGACCAAAUUCUCCAUACAUGGGUUUGCUGCCAAGGUUGGGGUACGGUUUGGAUACAGCUCGUGGACUUAGUGGGAUGUAUGCCAACGAUUUAUAUGGUCAUAACUGGAACACAUAUGGACUUGGUAUGGGGUAUGGAUCCAAUAGUUUUGGUAUGGCAAGAAAUGGAUAUGGUUGGACCUCUCUUCAAAACAAGUAUAAGUCUAGGGGGCGUGGCAGCACCUUUCGCUAUGGUAACCAGGACAUAGAUGGGCUGGAGGAGUUGAACAAAGGACCUAGAGGUAGGAGUUAUAAGGCCGGGGUCAGUGUGGCGUUGAAUAAAGCUAAUGAUGAGAAGGAUACAACUAGCACCAUUCCAGAGAGGGAGCAGCACUCCGGAGCAGAUAUCCAUGAUAAUUACUCAGAUGCUAAGUUCUUCAUUAUAAAGUCAUAUAGUGAGGAUGACGUUCAUAAGAGUGUUAAGUAUAAUGUCUGGGCCAGCACACCAAAUGGAAACAAGAAACUUAAUGCAGCAUACCAGGAGGCUCAGGAGAAAGCUAGUGGCUGCCCUGUAUUUCUGCUCUUCUCUGUGAAUGCUAGUGGUCAAUUCGUUGGCCUAGCGGAGAUGGUGGGGCUGGUUGAUUUUGACAAGAAUGUGGAGUAUUGGCAACAAGACAAGUGGACCGGUUGUUUCCCUGUUAAGUGGCACAUUGUAAAGGAUGUACCCAACAGUUUGCUAAAGCACAUUACCCUUGAAAACAAUGAAAACAAACCUGUCACAAACAGUAGGGACACUCAAGAGGUCAAGUUAGAGGAGGGGCUUAAAUUGAUCAAACUAUUCAAGGAUCAUUCCGGUAAAACAUGCCUUUUGGAUGAUUUUGAGUUCUAUGAAGAUCGGCAAAAGACAAUUGAGGAAGUUAAAGCAAAGCGACAGACUCGGAAGAAGGUAUUGGAGGAGAAGCCAACUGAUGGAAGAAAUGAUGGGACAGAAGAGGCACUACUCAAAUCACCAGAGUCAUUGGGAACUGCAUUGGAUUUGGUUAAGGAACCAACACCAGUUGAUCAGAGUGAUGAACAAAUGAAGCCUUUGGAGAAUGGCUCAGUCGCAGAAGCUGGAGAUGACCUGAAGGGUCCACAACCAGUUGUUGAAGAGUCUGAGGUGAUUGUAACAAAGUAGGUGACAAAUGUGUUAGAUGGUUGGUUGCUAGCUUGUGCAAUGGAGAAGAUUUUCUUAGUAGGAGAUUCCCCUUGGAGGUUUUGCUGGUUUAGCUUAGCUGCUUUAAAUAGAGUAUAAUUCACAGUAGAAGUGGUGUGUUUGUUAGAGACUUGAUGAGGCAGGCUCGUGUUUUCAGAGUCCCACCCGAACCCAUCUUAUUCUAUUAUUUGGGGGGUUGGUUUUAACUCUUUGCUAAUAUCCUGCCUCUCUUUAUAUGCGGGAUAGCAUGGUUUGUGUUUUGUAAGAGAAAUAUAGUGAGUUUGAGAUGGUUGCCUGUGCCCUUCUUUUGGUUA